UGGUAACCCCCAGAGAAUACCAGAUCGAAGCCCACGAGUUCCCGGUAGAUACGUUCCACGUCAUGUCAGUCCCCAGCUCGCCCAUAGGCCCGUCGUCGGAGCCGCUGUUCCAUGCCCCGAAUGUGUUGGAUGACAUGCACCGCAAGCAGCAAGAACGCUCCAGCAAGCACACGCUUCCAUGGUCUUCAUCGCCAAUCCGAAGAGACGAGCCCACGAUCCACAGCGCCUCGCUCUCGUCGCCACGAAGUCGCAGCUACCACCACCAUUCGUCCCCCAGCCGCAACGGCCAUACCAGUGCAGGCAAUAUGCGCAACAAGCACAACAAGGUCAGACAGUUCAGAAACCAGCACAGGCAAGAGAAAUUGGAGGGAAGGCGACACAUCCUCCAUGACGCGCAGGUGUACUCGGAGUUCUCGCAGUCCCAGUUGCGGCAGUUCGAGGAGGUGGAACUGCACCUCGAUUUGGACCAGCUAAUCGAGGAGGAGCGCCAGGCCGAGGCUGAGUACGAAGAGGAGCAGGAGGACUACGAGGCGUAUAUACGACAAUAUGAGAACGAUCUCGAGGACUUCGAGCUCCAGGAAGAGUUGGAAAUGGCAGAGUUGAUCUCCCGAAUGGACAUUGGAGACAAGAGCUAGAGUGGAUGAGCCACCGGUCUAGCUGCGGCUGGCCCGCAAGUGGAGCAUUCUAUCCAGCUGUGUGCGCUUCAGUAGUCUCUGCCAGAAACUAAUGUCCCAAUGAAGGAAACACUAGGGGAGAGUGCUACGCAGAGGGAAGACCCACAAAUCCCGUCCCAGCGAGUCCUUUUUCGCUCGAGAGCUAUUAACCAGCUUGGCCUCCUACCUCGAUAGCACUUCUUCCAGCUUCUGGGCCGUGAGUGCUUGAAAUCCUGCUGACCUAAUUGUUCUUGUUACAUCCAGACCGUUUGAGAGUGAUCGUAGGCGAUGCUAUGCACGUCAAGGAUCUAGUGUUCUGAAAACCGAUUUACUGCUUUGAAACCUCACUGCUGGAGGGGCAGAGGAAUAGCAAAUAAUCCAUAUAUCGAGGUGGCCCAUCCAUUAAUAAUACAGAUAUCAAAACUCUAGGUAAUUUAUAUAACCCAUAAUAGAAAGCAUUUCCUAAGUA
Messenger RNA from Suhomyces tanzawaensis NRRL Y-17324, 1122 nucleotides. RefSeq lists its product as uncharacterized. NCBI's taxonomy places the organism in Eukaryota, Fungi, Ascomycota, Pichiomycetes, Serinales, Debaryomycetaceae. The transcript has a single exon. The record is from RefSeq and is a predicted model, not a curated record. The coding region runs from base 63 to 635 and encodes 190 amino acids.